This is a messenger RNA of Recurvomyces mirabilis, 3123 nucleotides long. RefSeq lists its product as uncharacterized. Gene Ontology annotation, molecular function: protein binding. The record is from RefSeq and is a predicted model, not a curated record. Bases 1 to 3123 code for a protein of 1040 amino acids. NCBI's taxonomy places the organism in Eukaryota, Fungi, Ascomycota, Dothideomycetes, Mycosphaerellales, Teratosphaeriaceae. The transcript has 4 exons.
AUGGCACGCAAGGCACGGCAGAGGAUUAGCUAUGUCCUGCCUCUUGCGAACUCAGCCGGUGGUCACAGACUCGGCGUUAACGGACUCGCGGUGGACAGUGAUAAUUCGAUAUUAUAUUCCGGUGGCCGAGAUGGUGUGAUAUGUGCUUGGGACCUUCACCUAGAUCUCAAGCGUGCAGUACUUCCCGAGCACGAUGCGAAACUCGAGAAGCCAGCAGAUACCACCUGGCGACAGCAAGUACAGGCGCAUACCCAUUGGAUCAACGAUAUAGCGCUCGCACAUUCGAACCAAGCACUCGUGUCUGCAUCCUCCGACAUCACUGUCAAGGUAUGGCGACCCGCGGCCACGGACCGCAUGCCACCACAAUCGAUUGGCCUACACAGCGACUAUGUCAAGACUCUUGCAGUGCCGUCAGUGCACGCCGACUGGAUUGCGAGUGGUGGGCUUGACCGGAAGAUCUGUGUAUGGGAUCUGAGCGGUGCUGGGCAGAAGCUGAGUAUAGAUGUUGGCAACGAUGAGGCCGGUAGUCUGUCAAGCAAAGAGAAAGGCAGCGUAUAUGCUCUGGCGGCGACGAACAAUGUCCUGGCAAGCGGUGGACCAGAGAGUACAGUACGUGUAUGGGAUGCGAGAUCAGGCAAGCGGAUCACAAAGCUAGCGGGACACACGGACAACAUCCGAGACGUCUUGGUCAGUCAAGAUGGUAGUACUAUCAUGACGGCGAGCAGCGAUCAGACCGUGAAGGUGUGGAGUACAGGUGCUGGACGGUGCAUGUACACUCUCACGAUGCACGAUGCUAGCGUCUGGUCAUUGUUCUCAUCGGACCCGGAUCUUUCUGUCUUUUACUCCAGCGACAAGAGCGGACUGAUUGCCAAGACCGACACGCGCGACGUCAUUGAACUUGAUGAAGGAGUGUCAGUAGCUCUUGCGCAGGAGCAUGAAGGCGUACACAAGAUAGUUGCUGCUGGAGACUCGAUCUGGACCGCUACCAGUCGUCCCAGCAUAAACAGAUGGCGAGAUAUCAACACUGAGCAUGCUGAGAUUGAAGUGCCACGAGGCUACAGCAGACACAGAGGAAGCACUUCAACUCCUCAGAUCAGAUACCCCAGCCCACCGAACCAGCAACCGAAUACGCCUGUGACGAACGGCAGCGGCAAGCGAAGCCUUCCACUAAAGCAUAUGUUGAAACUCAGCAAUACCACCUACUUUCCUACCCCAGCGCCAGUGGAGGAGGAGCACGCACCUUUACUUGGCGAUGAUGAUGACGACAAGGAGCAAUCUGCACCCAUUGAGAUAAUUCCGGGUCAGCCCGUACGAAUACAGCCAGAGCAUUCUGUAGAAGGCCAGAAUGGGCUGAUCAAGCAUGUUAUGCUCAAUGACCGCAAACGUGUCUUGACAGUGGAUACUGCAGGCGAAGUUCUGAUGUGGGAUCUGCUCAAGUGUGUACCAAUACGAUCUUACGGAAAGCGCCAUUUGGAGGACGUCAGAGAUGAAGUUACGACUGAUGCAACAGUGGCAAACUGGUGUUCUGUUGAUACACGGACUGGUAGUGUCGCAGUCAUACUGGAAGAGAAUACGUGCUUCGAUGCCGAGAUGUACGCGGAUGAGCUGGAGCUGGACGAGGACAUCGACUUCCGAGAAGAUCAGCGCAUCAAUCUUGGUAAGUGGGUGCUGCGAUACUUGUUCAGCAACCUUAUUACGGAGGAGAUACGACGCGAUACGACGUUCCGGAAGCAACUGUUGAACACAAAGGAGGAACAGCAACGACUGCAGCGGGAGAACGCACCAACGAGCAUUCAGAUGCCAUCGGCUGAUCUUAAUGGCUGGCAAUCAGGGUCGGCUGUGACAGAUUCGGCCACCACACCAAGAGCAAUGAACGGUGCUGGUAGGGCGCUGAACACGCCGGGCUUCAAUAUCGGGCUAGCUUCGCCCGGCGCCUUCGACUCACCGGUGAGGACUACAAGUGGUCCUCUGCUCUCAUCUGCAGCUCACGAGGGUGCCUCGCUUGAGAAAGUGACUUCACACCAGUCAGUAGGUCAACCACGACACUCUACUGAUAGAAAUAGCGAUUACUUCUCUACUUCGCGUCUACCAACUGCGGAGCUCCUGACUCCAGGUGGCGUGAACAAGCUCCCGCCCGUGACCCCAAGCGAGGGCGCAGACGAAGCCACCACGCCAUCAGCAGAAGCUCCCGCUAACAAGGACACGCCCUCCAAAGGUCUCUUUGGUAAGAAGUUCCGGACUGGUAUGUCAUUCAGCGGCAUGAAGAAGAUCGGUAGGAAUUCCACCAUGGAGAAAGAGAAGCCUGUUGUUGUUGAGGAGAAGUCCGAGACGGAGAGCGACUCGAGAUCUAGCAAGACAAGUAACAGCCGAGUGGUCGACGAUAAUCUUCUUGGUACGGUGCAGAAGAUCCGCUUUGCUUACGAGGACUCGUUGCAAGCACAAUUGCAGAACCAGCAAGCGCAUGAGAACGGGUUACCUGUACCUGAGCCUGGACCGAUCGAUUUGCCAUCUUCUAUCACACCAGCACUACCGGCAGAGACUCCGGUCCUCAAGCCACCGCUCAACACGACUAUUCUCAUCCAAGAGGAUCGACCUGAAGCGGGUGGCGUCGCUGAUUUGUUCGAAGGUACUGUUGGCACCCUGGCCGAACAUCUCGACAGCCUUGAGCGAGCAGCGCCGAUGUGGCUAGGUGAUGUACUCCUCCGCAACCAGGUCCCGAUCAAGGACAUUGUCAAGAUUAGCUUCGUGCUAGAGCCAUGGGAGAAUUCCCUCCCAAGUAUAGCAAGCGAUGGCAACAAUCGACUGAAUGCGAACCGCAUGCUGCGUGCGAAGAAGAUCUUGGCGUAUGUCGCUGAGCGUAUUGAGCCUGGACCACCAGCAGAUCAGGAAGCGGAUCCUGAUGCGUUGAAGCCGGAGGAGUAUCUUGAGCUUUGGUGUCAGAAUCAGAUUGUGCCCGUGACCAUGACUCUGGCCACUAUACGCUCGCACCUCUGGCGCGGAGGCGGCGACAUCCUACUCUACUACAAAGCGAACGGGAAGAAAGAAAUCAAGCAUAUCCCUCUGGCGUCUGCGAUACCUAUUGCGCCUAAGCCGGCUGUUGCCCCUGGUGCGGCUACAGCAUAA